Prorocentrum cordatum is the source of this 1936-nucleotide messenger RNA. Lineage: Eukaryota; Dinophyceae; Prorocentrales; Prorocentraceae. The record is from the annotation of a GenBank genome assembly.
GCGGACGCACCUCUGAACCCCGUGCAGGAGGAUGCCGUGGAGCUGCCGCAGCAGGAUGCCAUGGAGCUCGGCAUGGUCGGGGUGGAUUUCAACGGCGCCCCGGCGGAGGCGAAGCGGGGGCCGAAGCAGAAGGUUAUCGCAGGUAUGUUCGCGAACGUGGCGACUGCAGUCUUUGCGCUGACAUGCGACGCCGUCCCCCGCGACAGCGUGGCGGGCAUCAGCAAGCAAGGCCUCUACGGCCGCGGGGCGAGUUGCCAGGAUAUCUCCAGGGCGAGAUCAGGGGGAAGGCUGGGCCCCGCCUUGGUGAAGCGAGUCAGGGAGAUGGAGCGCAGGCAGGUGGAGGAGUUUCAGGUCUUCGAAAGAGCGCCCAAGAAUCUGGCAAAGGGCAAGCGAGUCCGAGACGACGAGCGCUCCGACGAGGACGGCAAGGAAUCGGGCAGAUCGGGUUUCGUGGCCAUGUCGUUCGCCUGGGACGUGCGCGACGACACCUUCGCAGGCACUCCACCACUGGCAGCGUUCAGACGCGCAUCGUUCCUGUUCCAGAACCUGAUCAUGAAGGUCUUGGAGAAGGGCGGAUUCACGCGCAUCAGGGUGACGGUGCAGGUCUAUGACCACAAGCAGAGGCUGCUGAUGGCGAUCGUGCAUGGGGAUGAAUUCCUGGCUGGAAAGAGGAAAGACUCUCUGGACUGGCCCGACGAGUUGGUGAGGGGACACUUCAAGGUCAAUGUGGUGCCGAGGGUAGGCAGCCCGAGGCAAGGAGGAGUCGAGUCAGGGAGCUUCCUCCGGCGGACGGUGACGUUGUGCCCCGAAGGGCUCGGUGCCCAGCGCGACCGCAAGCACGUGGAGAUUCUGGCCAGCACCAUGCUCAACAUGAAGGCCGGUGAGGGCAGAAACACGAAGCGGGCGAUCAUCACCUCCUCCAGGACCAGCGGGAAGGACUGCAGGGAGCCAUCGGGCGAGCUCAGCACGGAGUACGCGACCACCUACCGCAGCAUGGCACCCAUUGCCUUGUAUGUGGUUCAUGACCGAUUUGACAUCCAGCAAGCCGUGGGAUACCUCAUGAGGGGCACGGUUGCACCCACUUGGCACUAUUGGCUGCUCUUACAGCGGCUGGCGAGCUACCUGGAGCAGCGCCCGCAGUUCGAGCUCUUCUUCGAGUUCCAGAGGAUGCCCAAGGUGAUCGUGGCGGAAGUCGACAGCGACUGGGCGUCCGAACCUGGUCGGAGGUCCGUGGACGGGGCAUUCCUGUUCAUUGGCUCGCACCCGAUCGACGGCUGGCACCUGGUUGAGGAACGUGGUGCUGGAGAUGGGUUCGAGAUGACCCUGCAGGUGGACGCGGACAGCUCGGGGGCCAGGGGCAUCGCAUCACUCUUGGGAAGCGGAAAGGUGCGCCACCUGGAGACGAAGUACUUCGGGGUGCAGGAGAAAGUCAGGGGCAGGGCGAUCCCGAUGGCGAAGUUUCACACGGAUACGAACAUGGCCGACAUGCAGACCAAGCCGCUCGAGGGACCGAGAUUCCUGAAACUGCUGGUGGAGAUGGCCCCAGCGAGCCCUGCUGUGAUGGUGAUGGGCAGCCCGACCGCGAGGGGGCAGGUCUGGGCGACGGCCAUCGCGGUGUUCGGAUCGACGCUGGCGAUCGCGUUCUUGGGCGCGUGGCUUGGCUACCGCGUGUGCGAGGCUCCAACCCGGUUCCUGAAGGGUCUCUGGGAGCUGGCGGGGGACGGCGACGACCAGAUCGCUCAGGUGGACGCCCCACCUGGAGAGGAGCAUCUGGCGAUCGUGGAGAGCGGCGUCAGCAGACACACGCAGACGACUCCGAUCAAGCACUACUGGACGUGGAGGGCGAGGGAGCUGCCCGAGGAGUGCGCGCCUGCGCUUGGGCAUCUAUCGAGGACAGCUCAAGUCGCAGAUAUGGAGGACCUGGUGAACGGAGCAG